This is a messenger RNA of Drosophila simulans, 567 nucleotides long. RefSeq names its product glycine-rich cell wall structural protein 1-like. The transcript has 3 exons. NCBI's taxonomy places the organism in Eukaryota, Metazoa, Arthropoda, Insecta, Diptera, Drosophilidae. Bases 1 to 567 code for a protein of 188 amino acids. The record is from RefSeq and is a predicted model, not a curated record.
AUGGCUACAUCAAAGACGGCAACAACGGCGGCCAGAAUUUUCUCACGUUUGGAUAGUGUCGAGGAGGUGCAACGCGGUCGCAGUGGCAGCGCUGUGGGAAUAACGCCGCCUGGCGGACCAGGAGCGGUAUCUGCCGGUGUGGGAUCAGGAUCGGGAGCGGGUACGGUGGCAGCGGCAGUGGUGGCAACGGGUUCACCGGCCAGGAGUGGCCAGCAGCAGUACGUCGGUGGAGGCGGCGUCGGCGGCGGUGGAGGAGGCGUGGCGGGUUCGGCUGCUGUGGGCGUGGCAGGUGCAGGAGGCGUGGCAGCGGUACGACAACGCAGCGCCAGCACGGUGCUCGACAUCAAUUUGCCGCAGCGCAAAGUGUCCGUUGGCGGUGGCUUGGCCGGACCACCAUCUCCAGUUAUUCGGAAUGGUUUCAGUGUCUAUGAUCCGCCGCAAUCAUUGAUUUCCAGCCGGCACGCCAACUUUAAUGGCCAGGGUGUGGGUGGGGGCGGCGCAGCAGGUGCAAUAGCAGCCGGUGGCACAGCAACCGGCGUGGAGCUGGUGCAGCAGGUGCGGGCUUAA